UUACUCUUUUAUUCUCUAAUUUUUCACGCUUAAACAUUUGACCACCUAUUAUAUACACAUUUCGUUUUCUUAUUAUUACAUAAUGCGUGUAUACAUACAAUUUAAGGUACACGAUAGAAAUAUAAUGGAAAUUACGAAGCGAUACGCAGCUUACAAUAUGCGUGCUUCGAAAUAAUAGGGAAAAUUCGCUAAUAAUAGAUUACGCGCUAGCUGAAAAGCCUUCUCGUCGUCCCUUUUCGUCUAGAUGAAACAACUUGAAUUAGACACCGUGGGGCGUGGGGCGCUGUGCGACGAGCGUGCGCCGACGCUAUCGCGCCAACGAUUGUCCGCGGUGAAUCAACUGGCACUGGCAGCUGACGGCGACGCUACCUAACGCUACCUACCCACCCGCUUCGGCUUCGCUUCGGUUUCAGUAGCCUCCGUCGGAACGACCAUAGAGAACGACGGUGGCGAGGAGGCGAGGAGACGAAGGCGCGGUGAGGCGAGGCAAGGCGAGAACAGCCGAAAUGGAGGAGAGCCAAACAUCGGAAAGUGUCGCCGUGCUACCGGACAUGUCCGAACCGUUGACGAGCGAGACCGAGGAGGCGACCGCAUUGACGAGCGAGCACGAGACGCAUCCCGUCGCGGUCACGGCGAGCGUUACUUCGGUGCCGGGCGUACCGGGCGUUCCCGGAGUCGGCGUGCCGGUUUCUCUACCCGUGGGCUCCAUCAUCGGCGUGUCCAACUCGACCCAUGGCACGACCUUCAACGUCAUCACCUCGGAUCAGCUACAGCUGCCAGGUUCGGGACAAUUCAAACAAAUGCUAUGCGUCGAUAAUGGAUUCAUCUGUGACUCGCGUCACGAUAAAGAUUCGGAUCCUCUUCGUUGGAAUGGUGAGCUGAAGGCAACCCAUAUAGUUAUUCAAAAUAGCGCGGAUGAAACGGAAUCGGAACAAAUACAUGUUUCUACUCCCAAUUCUCAGCCAAUAUAUAGUUGGUCUGAAGCCGCGAAUUUAGCAGUUUUACCUGUCAGAUGUAAGAACACGAAUGCAGAAUUGCACAAGAGUAGAUUCGGAUCUGGUGGUAGGGGCCGUUGUAUCAAGGUUGGCUCAGAGUGGUACUCGCCUAGCGAAUUCGAGGCUUUCUGCGGAAGGGCGUCUAGCAAAGACUGGAAACGAAGUAUUCGAUUUGGCGGGAGAAGUUUGCAGACUCUCAUCGACGAGCAGAUCUUAAAACCGCAUGCCACUUCCUGUACUUGCGCAGCGUGUUGCGACGACGACAGUGCGACAGGACCGGUGCGACUAUUUACUCCGUACAAGCGCCGAAGGAGAACCAGGGAUGCGUCCGACGGAGACGCUCCCUCGCGUAAACAUAAAAUUGACAAUUCGCGAGAUGGUAGCAAUAAUGACGAGAGCGGCGACGAGGUCGUCGUGCCUGACAAAGAAGUUUGGCCACAGUUUGUCUCCACGGAUGGGGGAUUGGUCGUACAACAAUCUCAGGAACAGGACUCUGUUGUCCAAAAUACACAUCAAACGGAGAACGGUCAAGGCGACGACAUUUUUAAGAAAUUGGACGAAAUGUCAAAUAAAAUGAUGAAAUUAGCUUAUGAAUUUAGACGUACCUUGGAAGAAGUAAAGGAACUAAACAGACAGCAGAGAAGAGAACAGGCGCUAGUAGCGCAACUUGGAGGACGGACGGACGUUAUCGAAACAGUUGGACUGCAACCGGCUUCGGAUGCGCAUAAUAAAAAGUGUGCCAACUGCAAUCGAGAAGCAUUCGCAGAAUGUUCCCUAUGCAGACGCACGCCAUACUGUUCUACAUUUUGUCAACGUAAGGAUUGGGCAAGUCAUCAGAUGGAAUGUGUGAGAGGUGCAGCCGAAACAGUGAUGCUCAUAGUGGAAAGUAGCAGCGGGGAUACGAGCGCUCUUCCAACAGCCACUACGGAUCAAUAGCUAGUGUUUCUUACACCGAUUCAUCAAAAAAAUAUAGAAAACGAAGAAUCUGAUGUGGAAACGUUCCAACUUAAGGAAGAGAAAACUUGAAGUAUGCAAGUUAUAAAAACAAAAAAUGUAUAUAUAAAUGUAUAUAUGAUAGGAAAUAUUGUGUGUACAUGCGCGCGUGUGUGUGUGUGUGUGUGUUUUAUAUAUAUGUAAAA
Molecule: messenger RNA, 2134 nt
Organism: Camponotus floridanus (Florida carpenter ant)
Lineage: Eukaryota; Metazoa; Arthropoda; Insecta; Hymenoptera; Formicidae
Gene: Deaf1
Product: deformed epidermal autoregulatory factor 1
Exons: 4
Coding region: 507-1931 (474 amino acids)
Biological process (GO): positive regulation of transcription by RNA polymerase II
Molecular function (GO): DNA-binding transcription activator activity, RNA polymerase II-specific; RNA polymerase II cis-regulatory region sequence-specific DNA binding
Source: RefSeq, a predicted model, not a curated record